UACGUUUCAAGCUUGCUAUGCGACUUUGACGUUUUCAGAUAUGAUCUAGUGUUUCGGUUCGUUCUUGUUAGAUAUUUCAUGAAUAUGGGGUGUAUAUUUUCAUGGUUUCGUAGCCGAUCCAAUCCGCAACAUUUCGAGCAGGUUCAGGACGAGGCACCUAAAGUAUACUCAUGGGACAAAAAGGACCGAUCCAAAGCCCAAGACUUCAUCAUUGAGAAUCACAAAGGGGAAAUUCUGGGACGGAUGCCAGGGACUGUUGAUGGCCAACAGCUGGUCAUACAGAAUUGUCAGGAGUGUAACAUCUAUGUAUUCGAUUACUCAGCAACAGUGAGCAUAGAUGACUGCACUAACUGUAACAUCAUUCUUGGCCCUGUCAAACAAAGUGUCUUUGUUCGAGAUAGCCAUGAAUGCCGUCUUGUGGUAGCUUGCCAGCAGUUUCGAGCCCGUGAUUGCCGCCAUAUUGAUUCCUUCCUUCUGUGUGAAACUCAGCCAGUUAUUGAGUCUUCCUCCAAAAUGCGCUUUGCCAGCUUCAAAUUUAACUACCCAGAACUAGAAAGUCAUCUGAAAGCGUCAGAGUUGAGCAUAUUCAACAACAACUGGAGCAAUAUCCAUGACUUUACACCUGUCCCUGAGGAAGGGCUCAACUACACAUAUUUACCUGAGGAUGCAAAAGUGGAGGAUUUCAUUCCCUUGCCAACAGCUGAGCCUUUCUCCACCAUCUUAGUCAGUACAGAUGCUAAUCAUUGCAUCAUUCCUCAGACAUUAGGCCUGCGGCGCAAGCCAUCAGAUGAGGGUUGCCUGAUAGUUUUCUUUAAUGAUGGCGGUUCCCACGACAGGGCUGUCAAUCUCAUUCAUCUUAUGAAGAGGCAGCAUCCUGACUGCCCUCUGGUGCAGACUAAGGAAAUAAUAAUGCACCCAGAGGAUGCAUUUCGCAUUUUCAGUACGCAGUCCUAUGCAUCAGCUGUCAAGCAAGGUGCUGUCAUUGGCUUGGAAUUCUGCGGCCCCCAGGUGAUGAGGAAGUGCCAGGCAUGUGUAGUGGCGAUUAUGACAGGUACCACAGGACUGGUCUUUGUCAGCCAGCAGGCAUCAUCAGCACGCAGCCAGAUUAAUAGCUUCUUUCAUUUUGCCAACAUGCAAAUGGGCCUUUAAUCAGGAACUUGUCAUGCAACAUUUGUACCUUGUCAACAGUUUGACCUAACUGGGUCAAAAAGCCUGAAUAUCUGCAUGUCCUGGAUUGCACAUUUGUUUGCAUCUUUCUUUGGGGAGGGUCAAUAUUUAUGAUGUACAAGGUUUUAUCAAGCCUGACCCUGAUUUACAACUCCUUGUAUUAUGAGAUCAUCAGGAGACAUUGAUGGCAGUUCUAUUGCAAGGUUGACUAAUUAUGCAUAAACCUCACUGGAAGGUAAAAAAAAGAAAAGAUCUGCGGGUGGCUUGUGAAAGAUGAGAAGUUUCUGGUUCUGUUUAUCAUUGACAGGAGUAUGGAAACACUUCUGCUUGAUGUCAGUGAGUGUGCACAUGUGUGUUAGAUGGGGCUCCGCCCUCGUCUGUUGACAGCAAAUGCAGCAAUGUGGACAAGAACAUUUUCUAGCAUUCAACAGCUUUGCAUAAGGAAAAGAUUUUGAUGUGUUAGCCAGCAACAAUGAUGAUGGUGCCUUUUUCUUCCUACCACGCAAUAUAACAUGUUUCAUGGUUUGCUUGUACAAAGUAUUGUCCUCAUUUCAAGCCUAUGAUCAUGGCUCCAAUUGAUGCAUGCUCUGCACACUGCUUUAUUACUGAUUUACAAUAACUCGUGGUGAAAACUGGCAUGUCUGCAGAAGGAAAGGGCAUUUUUGACCUUGCAUUAAAAAAAAACAAAAACAACAGAAAAUGAAACCACUUUUGCAGCUGUUAUGUAGAACAGUGUCAUUGGCUGUCAUUCUUGUUCUAUUCUACUGCAACAUGCCUGUUUCAAGUUUGUGCAGAUGUGUUUGUACUUAUGCAGACAUAUGUUUAUCCCAUAUUGCAUGUCUAGCAAUUCAAAGAAUUUUGUGUCUGGUGUUUAAACUUUCAGGUAUUUUUGAACAAACCAUUUUAAUAUGUUUUUUUUUUUGUAAAAUGUAAGAGAAGCAUCUCUCUUUUUUCUUUCCUGUUUCUGUGACCCGCCAGCUUUUUGUUUGUUAUCAAGGGCAGAUCCUUUGAGGAAAAUGUAUCAGAAUAGGACCGACUUAUAUCAGUGUUACAGAUGGUGCUGUCAGGCUUUUGAUAUCAAGAUAUUUGUAUUUGAUUUUGUUUACUAUCAAGAGAAAUGAAACCAUUAUAAAUGUUUAGAUUAAUUGUACAGAGGGUUUAGAGUCAUGUUGGAUUGGCUUCAGGUCAUCAGGAGAAGCUGAGUACUACGACAGUUGAAAAAGCUUUAAAAAGUUUAAUCAUAAAUUGUUGGACUGUGUGAUUAAAUCAUCCAGCAUACUACAGCUCCUGCAAAAACUUUUUUGAAAACUAAAUUGUUGCUCAUUAACUGCAUGUAUGCUAAAUAGUCCAAAGAUUUUACUGUCAUACUGACUGACAGUAUCAGAAGCAACUAUGGAAUCCUUAAGCUCAGGGUUAAAAAGUGACAAGGUUCAUUCUUGCAGUUAAAAGUUAAAAAAAACAACAUACAGAUCACGCUUACAGUUAAAGGAUUAGAAACGAAGUGACAAAAUCUUUGGUUAAAGGAUGAGAAGUGACACGCUGACUCCUGCUGCUAUAUGAAUGAUUUGUUAUUGAAGGGGCAUGUGGACUAUGCUCUUGCUUUAUACAGUCAUUAAAUCAUUGAAGCAUGGUGUUCCAUGAUGCUAAAAGUUUGUAUAUACUGAGAGAGAUUAUUUCUUCCUGCAGUUUUUCCUUCCUUUGUUUUUUCUUUGGUUUUUGUUUUCAUUCACAUUGUUCACCAUCAUUUGUAUCAGUCUUAAAUGUUUUUGCUCUACAUUUGUUUAUUUUGAGAUCUGUAAACUCUUACAUCACCAGGAGUAAAUACAAACACACACUCUGAUCAGCUUAACCCUGCUGAAUCACUACUGGUGAAAGCAGUUUUGCAGUUCUACUGAGGACUUGAAUGUCGUCCUUUCUUGUUUUCUUUGUUUUGGAGUUGUUUGUGCCUCCUGAUGCAGAUUCAUUCCAUUGAAAACACUGAAAUGAAGCUGUGUUUUAAACAGCAGGAUUGUGAUAUAUUUGUCUUUAUUUAAAAGGGAAUAGUCUAGAGCAUAAAGAGGCUUGAGAAGGAAAUUGUGACAAUGCUCACAGUGCUGAUGUUCACCAUGGCUGUACAACUCCUGGCCAGUAUCUUUGAUGAACAUGACUUGUUGAAACUGACAUGACUUCACCAUCAGCAUGGUGUUAAUGCAAGGAAAUGUCUCUUUUAUACAAGCAUAACAGAGCUUGAUAUGGCUCUUUGGUCAGCAACAGCUUUUGUUAUCAGCUUCUCGGAACACAUAAAUGUGACUGGUUAUGUCAUUGUUUUCUAUGCAUUUAGUUGUUACUGUCAUCAGCAGUUAUUCAGUGCAUACCCAUGUCUAGGGCAUUCUUCAGUCUCUCCAGGAUGAUUCUGGUCAGCACCUUUCUAGGAAUUAUGGACAGCGUAAUUCCACACGAGUUGCUGCAUUGAGUCAGGUUACCUUUUUUGGGUAGCUUUACUAGAUAGCCAAGCUUCCAGUCUGCUUGAACUUGCUCCUGUUCCCAAAUUUUCUGCUGCAGGGGUGUAGCAUCUCCGCUACGGCUGUUGGGUCUGCCUUGAGUGCCUCUGCAGGAAUGCCAUCUGGGCCUGCCGCCUUUGCCAGAAUUCAAGGACUUGAUGGCUUUAAUGAUUUCUACCUUGGUUGGUGGGUUGGUGUUUACUUGGAGCCGUUCGGCAACUGGGGCAAAGUCCAAAGUGGUUGUUGGUGGUGGCCAGUUAAGUAUUUCAUCAAAAUGUUCCUACCAGCGAGAUCUUUUUGUUCACAUCCCCGGUAAUGAUGCUGCCAUUCUUAUUCUUUAUUGGGCUGCAUGCAUUGGUGUUUUUUCUUCCUGACAGAAUUCUUGUAAUGUUGUAUAGUCUGUUUGUUUUAUUUUGCCCAACUGCUUGUGCUGCCUCUUAUGCCGUCCUGUGUGAGAACUGUCUCAUCGUCUCUUGCACUCUUCUUCACUUUUUGGUUUAUCUCCCAGUACUUUGCUUUGGGCUAUUCUUUUUUCUACUGGUCUUGACAUUGGUUGGUCUUCUGCUUCAGCUCUUUCCUUUCCUCUAUCUUUUGCCUGGUCCCAAAAGUCAGCCAUUUCUUGUGAUGCUUUCCUUUUUUCCCCAGAACACAUGUGCAGGCAGUCCUCCAUGUCUCUUGUAAUCCUGUCCUGAGGUUGGCCACUGUUUCUUCCAGGAGUCCCUCCAGCGCCACAAACCUGUUUUUAACUUUGCAGUUGAACUAUUCUCGGUUUCUGCAGUCUCUAAUAAACUGCACGUUGAAUUUGUGGUGCAGUCUGUCUGAUGAGUCAAGGAGAGACCUCAGCUUAAUCUUCAUGGUUGCCACAAACAGGUGGUGGUCUGUGGCUGCAUCUGCACCUCGCUUUACUCUGACUUCCAGCAGGCUUCUCCUAAACUGGCGAUUAAUGGUGAUGUGAUCGAUCUGGUUUUCUGUAUGUUCAUCUGGUGAAGUCCAGGUGGUCUUGUGAAUGGUUUUGUGUGGAAAAACUGUGCCUCCGACUACAGGGUCAUUGAACAAGCAGAAGUCUGUGAGAAGAUCACCAUUUUCAUUGCAGUUGCCCACACCAUGCUUUCCCAUUAUGUGUCCUUUGUCUGUGUUGUCAUUUCCAACUUUGGCAUUCAUGUCGCCCAUUAUGAUCUUCAGGUCUCGUUUUGGAGUACGAACAACCAGUUCUUGUAGGAAGUUGUAAAAGUCUUCUUUUUCCUCUUCUUUAGCUUUGUUGGUAGGUGCACUUGAUGAUGGGGAUCUCUCUUCUUCUGGAGUUGAACCUGGCUGACAUGAGUCGUGGGGAAAUUGGUUCCCAUGCUAUUUGUGCUCUUGCAGCCUCUGGUGUCAUCAGGACUGCUACUCCUUGUGUGUGGUCAUGGUCAGGGUCUUCAUGUCCAGAGUAGAUGAUAGUCUCCCCUGAUGAAAGUCUGGUCUGGCUGCUGCCAUUUCACCUUGUCUCGCACAGGCCGAGGAGCUUGAUGCCAUAGUUCUUCUUUUCUUGGACUAUCUUGAGUUGAUUUCCCUCUCUGGUAUAGGGUUCUGAUGUUCCAGGUCCCUAUCCUGGUUUUUGCAAUGGCCGUGAGAAGAUGGAUCGGUGAGCUGACUUCCCAAGGAUUUGCCUGAAAUCAGUAAAACAAGUUUUCCUGCUAGUCAAAGUAUGUUAUGUAUAUUAAAAAUCUGGUAACUUUUCUGACAAUUUCCUUCUCAUAAAAAGGAACCAAGUCCCUCUGCUUGACAGCAAUUACUUUAGAAUAAAUAUGGACAGCAUUGUUCAAACUGUUUCUAUCAUGAAGGGACAAACUACCAACUACAAAAAGAUGAGAAUAUCAAUACAUGACUGAUAAAAAAAAAAACUUAUUCUGGGUAUUUCUAGGUUGUGAUCCCAUCCUUUGCUGACACCUGUCUCUUUUGCUGACUGCCAGUACUAACCUGCUGGCAUAAAGUGGGUUUGAAAAGAGGUGAAGCUGGAAUUUUGUAAGCUAUACAUUGGAGAGAGUGGUGGCAUAAACACUUGAGACAGCUGUGUAUCACACUGAAGACACUUGAGAAAAAGUUGAUACAGCAUGACUGCAGUUUGUUGCCCUUUUGAUUGCAAAAGGGACUCAUGGAUGUUUUGUCUGCAUUUAAGCUCUUUUUGUCACUGUUAAGACACAGUUUGUAUACUCUAUAUGCUUUGUUUGAAUUACUUCAAUAGUGAGGAUUCCAAGAUAAAAAUUCAUGCUCAUUGGGUCUGAUAAUUUUUUUAAAUUAUUCGUGAUGUAUGUUUGCUGAGAUGUGAAUUGUCUCUUGACAUGUCAACAAGAUGUCAGUCUGUAUUCUCAAUGCGCACAAUUACUUUGUAGCCUUGAAGCAUGCACCUUCUUCUUGUGGCCUUUGAUUGUCAGGACAGAGUUGUGGAAAGGGUAGUUGCUUUGUAAGAGGGGAAACCUAGAAGGCAUGAGAGGCCCUCUGAUAUUUUAAGCAACUGCCUUCUGAAUGAAAUGUAGGUUUUCUGGAAAAUUUUAAAGGUAAAUUGUAGCUCUCCACAUGUGAGGACUUUUCCAGUCUUAUCUGAAAGAAUGGUGCACAAAUGUCUUUCUCUGGAAGUUUGUUCUCAUCCAGAAAUUUGUUAUGCUAUUUUCAGAUUGAGAUACUGUUUAAAUAAGUGAUGAUGAAUUUGUAGCUUGUAGAAAAUUAUUUUUCUAGAUUGUCACAAAUAUUUUAUUACUGUUCAUGUUUUCACUGGUGCCAUUUGGAAGUUGUUGCUUGGUUUUGUUUGAUGUUGUGUAAUCUGACAUGUUUUAGUCAUUCCAGUCCAUCCAGAAAACCUUUUUAGCUUAAAAAAUGUCUCCUAGCUGAUUUCAGUGUAAUCAGCAAAAUUAGUUCUUCGUUAUUUCACAUUUUUCCUGUGGGACUGGCAAUAAAAAAAAAAAAACACAUGCUCUAACAAAAGAAAAUCCAUCUCUCAUUUCAAAACGGGCAACAUUUUGAUGUAAUUUGUUUGAUCAUGUAAAACACAGUGAUAAUCUUUUUGGUUGAAUCAUAGUAUCAUGGUUUAGUUCUCCUGAAUGUGUGAGCAGCUGAAGACUUCACUCAUAGAUUGUGCGAUACUAUUUGUAAAAUAGGACAUUUUCCAUUACAUGUGAACUCUUCAGAUGAUAAUGAGUUCAGGUGGAACAUUUCAUAGGGUUAUGGUCAGCCUAGUCAUCAUGAUGAUUAUGAUACCUCCAGUGGUCAGUUAUGCUGUCAAGACAUUGAUGGAUUUCAGUCAAAUGGUUAUUUCUUGCUCUUUUUUAUUCUAAAAUUGUCUCCAUUUUCUCUCCCGCCCCCACACAAUUUAAAAUCAGUUUUAUAAAUAGCUGAACUGAAUGUCAAAACAUUUUUUUUUCCAUUCCCUUUUUCCACAUCAUCAAUCCUGGCAUUCUAAAUGAAAGAAAAUCUAAUCCAUAUAAUUGUACAUGUAUCUGUGUUCCCAUUGUACAUGUAUUAUUAUGUGUUGCAGUUAUGUGUAUUAGUGCUAUGCAUGAAUAUCUGGUGAGUUUCACAUGCUGCACCUACAUUUGAAAGACUGACUUGUUGCCAUAAUAGUAAAUGUGGCAACUUGUAAGUGUGGUAUGAUAUAACAAUGAAGUUUUGUGGUAUUACAGCAGUACACUUAUUUAAAAAAAUUAAAUAUUAGUCUUGUAA
Molecule: messenger RNA, 7340 nt
Organism: Pomacea canaliculata
Lineage: Eukaryota; Metazoa; Mollusca; Gastropoda; Architaenioglossa; Ampullariidae
Product: protein XRP2-like
Exons: 9
Coding region: 79-1149 (356 amino acids)
Biological process (GO): post-Golgi vesicle-mediated transport
Cellular component (GO): periciliary membrane compartment; cilium
Molecular function (GO): GTPase activator activity
Source: RefSeq, a predicted model, not a curated record